Bombyx mandarina (wild silkworm) is the source of this 3972-nucleotide messenger RNA. RefSeq lists its product as uncharacterized. The record is from RefSeq and is a predicted model, not a curated record. NCBI's taxonomy places the organism in Eukaryota, Metazoa, Arthropoda, Insecta, Lepidoptera, Bombycidae.
GUCCAUUCACGCUUGUUUUAACAAAAGUUUGCAUCAAAAACUUUUAUUUGCUGAAUGAAAUAAUACAAAUAGUGAUGACAUUUUAGUGUUCAAGUGAUUUAAAGUUGUGUUUCUUGUAAACAAAAAAACGUGCCAUGAUAUAUGUCGCGUGCAAAACGAUCCCGUAUCAAAAACUGGAUUUUGUCAUGAUUUGACCGAGGAAAUCCCGAAAAUGUCUCAUCCGGAUGUGACGUCAGCGCCAAGUUCUCCCACCCCGGAAGCAUGUCCAGAAUGCGACGCAACUGCUUCUGUAACUUCAGAUCUGCACAAGUACCAAGUGGCCUGUACUUGCAAGCCGUCAUCGGCACAGUACGCUAGCGCUGACGACCCUGGGGCUCCUCCACCAGCGAAGAUUGACACGCCGCCUGCCCUACCACCCAGACCUCCUACAAGCGUCCUUGCUUCCACCAGAAGAACCAAUGCAUCAGUGGGAUGCAACAAUGAAGCAAGUGGUCGUCGUAGAAAGUACGCCUGGUGGUGCGUCGGCUGCGGCGCCUUGGCAGCGGCUCUCGGAGGCCUGUUGGCUGCCCAGCAUAUCCUACUGAGGGCCUAUACAGCAUCACCGCAGCAUCUGGAGACGGUGCCGGCGGCUGUACCGGCGGCCAUGUUGGUGUUGACCGGCGUCUGCAUCAUGAGCCUCGCGCGGCGGAGGAACCGUUACAGCUACAUGGUAAGAAAAAUCAAAGUUGUGGGCGCUUGCUGUCUGGUCUGCGCCUUGACUUGCGUCCUAGUGACCAUAACGACAACUGUAAUACAUAUGAACAAAUUGCAGACGCUGAAGUCUUGCGAGUAUACCAAGCUGACCCGUACCUGCACUUGUUAUUCGAUGCUACCAGGCACCCAGCACAGCGGCAGCGAAGAUGACGGGGUCCGCUGUGUCUUCGAAGGCGUCACGGACUGCGGCGUGGUUCACGGCGCGCUGUACUGGUGCUUGAGGGGAGUCUUCGCCCUCUCAGUCAGCGCUGUGCUCGUCUGCAUCUUCAGCUGCAUGCUGGCUUAUCAACUACUGAGUCACGAACGAAAGAAAAUGUACUGGGAGCAGUUAGAAUUGAGAUGCCGUUCGCUGUAUCGGCCGCCAAUGGGACAGCCCACCCCCACCGCCGGCAGAUCGGCUCAAGCUAAUUGCGGCUGCUGUGCUCAGUGUCACCCCACCCAGCAGGCCUGGGAUAUCAGCUUGCAGCACAGAUUUUGGGCGCCAGGACGCAUCGGGAACCUGUACUCGCCCAAUCCUGGCGCCGGGAGGAAGACCUCGGCCUGGAGCUGGUUCCCUUGGCCCAGGAGUAACAGCCAGAAUUCUAGAUGUCGUAUGGGAGGAGUCCCGCAGUCCGGCGACAGCGCCUACGGUUUCUGCGAGGGCGAAGCCCCGGGUGCUCCGCAAUUCGAGCCGGCGUUCCAGAGGCCGAACUACCCCCAGAAUUUCGCUCAUCAACAGAGUUUCACGCAGAGCGAGUCGUCGGUGGGCACGGUCGCGGAGGGGGCGGCGUGGGGCCCCCCGCCCCCCUACAGCCCGCACGGCCGGCCCGCACACAGGCAUCACCUUCACCAUCAGGACCCGGCCGCGGCGACCCUCCUCCACCACCACCACCACGACGUCCACAGGCCGGCGCACGAUCACGCCAACGUACAGACGCACGCGUGCUCCAGAAACUCGUAUCUGAUGCACGGCGCGCCGACAAACGACAUUGACCGGUUAAAUCCGGACGCGAACCGGAUGAAUCCGGAUCUGCACCGGCUCAAUCCGGAUCUGGGGCACGCGUACGUGGCGGAAAUGGCCCGGAUGCAAGCGGACGUGACGCAUCUGCCCCCGGAGGCGAGGUUCAACACUCUAAGAGGGCAUCUGGUGCCGUACCGAUGUCAGAGGCUGGGGGUCAGCGCCAGUAACCUGCACAGAGACUGCAGGAUGGACGAUAACAUUGCCAUUGAAUGCGUCCACCAGAAAAGCGGCAGUAGAGUUUCCGACCAGAGCAGCGACUCUUGCCAGAAGCAAGGGAAAGAGAACUUGGGCUUCCAGAAUGACAAACAUUCGCCUAUAAGAUCGUCAAUGCAGGAUUGUCGGAACACCAACCUGAACACCGAGUCGGAGGUGUACUUUGCAGACGUGUCGAGCUGCUGCAACGUGUCCGUUAAGGCGGACUGCUGCGUGAAUCCGAACGUGUCCGCUCUGGUGGGCACCAUAGAGAACCACCCGGAGUCCACGUCCGAAUCAGACACCGGGUCCUUCACGCUGACCCGGCAGCAGCGACCCCAGCCGCAGGUCGGCUCCAAGCGCCGGCCACGCGCUACCCAGCACGCGAAGGUACAAGAGAAGAUGCGCGUCAACAAUCCCGUGCGCCUCACCGAGCAUCAAAUAGACCAGCUCAACGCUAUGAGGAUAAACGACCGAGAUCGAAUGAACGAGAAUAGAAUGAGCGAACGAAUGAACGACUCGAGGGACCGACUUAACGUCUGCGAACGAGUCGACGCUAGGAUCUGUGAACGAAUCAACGAUUCCAGAGAUCGCUUGAACGAAUUGAACGAUUGCAGAUUCGAUAGAAACGAUUGUAGAAUGAGCGAACGCGCAAAUGAAGUGAGAUUGAAUGAGAUUAGAGUUUGUGAUAAAGUCAGUGACGCCCGCCACGGCGAUAGGAUCGAAAGAUUUAAUGAAUCCAGAAUAAGUGAUAAAAUGAACGAUUCCAGACUUAGCGAUCGAUUCGAACGAAUGAAUGACUCUCGUAUCGGUGAUAAAAUGAACGAAUCGCGUCUGUCCGAGAGGUUCGAACGAAUGAACGAUCCGAGAAUGAGCGAUAAGAUGAACGAUUCGCGACUAAGCGACCGGAUAGAACGAAUCAAUGAGUCGCGAGUGAGCGAUAAAUUGAACGAUACGCGCCUGAGCGAGAGAAUGGAACGAAUGAACGAAACAAGAAUGAGUGACCGGAUCGAACGUGUGACCGAUCCUCGCAUGUCUGACCGUUUCGAUCGAAUGGCAGACCUAAAUUCGAGCAUCCGAAUCGAAGGGAGCCCUAGGUCUAGAUCACACAUGAGCCCACUCAGGAUGCCUAAGGAGCACCCCAGACAAUCCAGCUCAGACUCGAAGGAAUUCUUCGCUCAGCCAAUCUCGCCUCUAUCCCCUAAAACAGAAGAGUCGUUAUUGUCUGACGACGACCGCAGCCCGGAUCAGGUGUAUUCGAACAGUCCGGAAACUUCUAAAUGCCUGGGCCCGGAUUCUCAGUACGAACCGGUCCGCGAUGGCAAAGAGGAGAUCCUGAAGACAAACCACCAUCAUUGUUAUAGCGACACGAACACUAUGGACUCUGGUUGGCAGAGCGGCUCCGAGAAGCAAGUCACCGACUAGAGAUGAAUUUGGACAACAAAAAAAAAAUACCUUGAAAAUUACGUUCAAAGAUUCAAUUCCACAGAUACAAUAAAAACUCUUUAUUCGCGCUUCGUUCAUUCGCGUUUUCAAUAAUCGCGAAUUUAAAAAAAUGCGACCCAUUCGCGGAUGAAGAUUUCUUUAUUCGUAAAUCUAAUCGGUAUAACAGUGCAUACAUAUUGAUAAAUAGAAUUUCGGUACUUUUUGGCGGGAACGCGAGUAGUGAAGUUGUGUGAUUUGUUUUAUUUUGUCUAUUUAGUGUUUCUUCAGGUUUAAAUGCGUAAUAACGGUGGUUUAUUAACCUGUUUAGUAUCUGUGAAAGUGCACAAGUAUGGGAAAAAACUACUUGUUGCGAUGCCAGUGUUGCCAGUGUUGAGUUUAUAAAAAAUAAGUAUUCGGUUAAAUGAAAGAUCUAACAAGACGAUAUGAAACGAAAUGUGAUGAAGUUGAUUUAUUUGAGCUUUGAAUGUUUUGGGAUGAAAUUCAAUGGAAACGUAAUGAGAUUAAGGCUCAAUAAAUUAGUCGUUAUUUACUGAGACUUCAGUGGAGGUUUUGAAGGGAUCCAAAGAAGCUAGUGUCCAGUG